Molecule: messenger RNA, 796 nt
Organism: Clupea harengus (Atlantic herring)
Lineage: Eukaryota; Metazoa; Chordata; Actinopteri; Clupeiformes; Clupeidae
Gene: col4a4
Product: collagen alpha-2(VIII) chain-like
Exons: 8
Coding region: 29-796 (255 amino acids)
Cellular component (GO): collagen trimer
Molecular function (GO): extracellular matrix structural constituent
Source: RefSeq, a predicted model, not a curated record
GGUUGGGUCAACGGGGGACAUUGGGGAGAUGGGGAUGCAUGGACCUCCAGGAGAGAAAGGCAUUCCUAUCGUAGGUCCUAUGGGAGAACCAGGUUAUGCACCAGAAUCAGGGCCCCCAGGAGAGAAGGGGGAACGGGGUCGCAGAUCAGGCGACACUGUGUCUGGAGAACCAGGAAAGCGUGGUGUGGCCGGCUCCAGAGGGCCACCAGGGCCCCCUGGCACCGCGGCUUGUGGAAAAUACUGUGUGCCUGGCGAUCCUGGAGACCGAGGAGAGCAUGGAGGCCGAGGUGCACCUGGCGGCAGAGGUCCGAAAGGACUAAGAGGUGAUUUAGGUGACUGUGGAUGUAUUGCUAGUCCAAUGCCCGGCGAUCCCGGACCUAAGGGUUUUCAAGGGCAGAGAGGUAACCCGGGUGACCUAGGAGCCCCAGGCGACAAUGGCAAUCCCGGCUUUCCUGGUGAUCUGGGUGCGGUCGGUCCAGCCGGCAUUCCUGGAUAUCGAGGUGGCACAGGUGAAAAGGGUCAGAAAGGUGACCCGUACAUCAUAGACACUCCAGGUUCAGGUCCAAAAGGUGACCGUGGGCCCAGAGGACGGCCAGGCCGCCCAGGAUACACAGGCAUGUCAGGGAUCAAGGGCAGUGACGGAGUGCCUGGACCACAGGGGCUUCUAGGGAUAUGGGGUAUCCUGGAUACUUUGGUUCAAAGGGUCUCAGGGGCCCGGGCGGCCCCCCAGGGCAGGGUGUGCCCGGUGCUCCAGGGCAGAGGGGCCCGUCUGGAGACCCUGGGCCUGCAGGACUAA